This is a messenger RNA of Chionomys nivalis (European snow vole), 1335 nucleotides long. RefSeq names its product neuropeptide FF receptor 1 (gene Npffr1). NCBI's taxonomy places the organism in Eukaryota, Metazoa, Chordata, Mammalia, Rodentia, Cricetidae. Gene Ontology annotation, biological process: G protein-coupled receptor signaling pathway. Gene Ontology annotation, cellular component: membrane. Gene Ontology annotation, molecular function: peptide binding; neuropeptide receptor activity. The transcript is spliced from 4 exons. The coding region runs from base 31 to 1335 and encodes 434 amino acids. The record is from RefSeq and is a predicted model, not a curated record.
UCCAUUGAAGAGUGUCCCGGAGCAGACAGUAUGGAGGUCCUAGGCGAGCCUGCCCAGCCUCCCAAUGGCAGCUGGCCCUUGAGUCAGAAUGGGAGCGAGGCUGAGGCUGCCCUGGCCGCCAGCCCCAUCUUCUCCUCCUACUACCAGCACUCCUCGCCAGUGGCCGCCAUGUUCAUCGUGGCCUAUGCCCUCAUUUUCCUCCUCUGCAUGGUGGGCAACACCCUGGUCUGCUUCACCGUGCUCAGGAACCGGCACAUGCGCACCGUCACCAACAUGUUCAUCCUCAACCUGGCCGUCAGCGAUCUGCUGGUGGGCAUUUUCUGCAUGCCUACCACCCUUGUGGACAACCUCAUCACUGGUUGGCCUUUUGACAAGGCCACAUGCAAGAUGAGCGGCUUGGUGCAGGGCAUGUCUGUGUCUGCAUCCGUCUUCACACUGGUGGCCAUCGCCGUGGAAAGGUUCCGCUGCAUCGUGCACCCUUUCCGCGAGAAGCUGACUCUCCGGAAGGCGCUGCUCACCAUCGCAGUGAUCUGGGCGCUGGCGCUGCUCAUCAUGUGUCCCUCGGCGGUCACUCUGACCGUCACGCGCGAGGAACAUCACUUCAUGCUGGACGCUCGCAACCGCUCCUACCCGCUCUACUCGUGCUGGGAGGCCUGGCCGGAGAAGGACAUGCGUAAGGUCUACACCGCAGUGCUCUUUGCUCACAUCUACCUGGCGCCGCUGGCGCUCAUCGUGGUGAUGUACACGCGCAUCGCUCGCAAGCUGUGCCAGGCCCCGGGCCCAGCGCGCGACGCGGAGGAGCCGGUGGCCGAGGGUGGCCGCGCGUCGCGCCGCAGGGCUCGCGUGGUGCACAUGCUGGUCAUGGUGGCGCUCUUCUUCACGUUGUCCUGGCUGCCGCUCUGGGCGCUGCUGCUGCUCAUCGACUACGGGCAGCUGAGCGAGUCACAGCUGCACCUGCUGUCGGUCUACGCUUUUCCCCUGGCACACUGGUUGGCCUUCUUCCAUAGCAGCGCCAACCCCAUCAUCUACGGCUACUUCAACGAGAACUUCCGCCGUGGCUUCCAGGCUGCCUUCCGUGCACAGCUCUGCCGGCCACCCUGGGGAGCCCACAAGCAAGCCUACUCCGAGAGGCCCGGCCGCCUCCUGCGCAGGCGGGUGGUGGUGGAUGUGCAGCCCAGCGACUCGGGCCUGCCAUCUGAGUCAGCCCCCAGCAGCGGGGCCGCAGGGCCUGGCCGCCUGCCUUUGCGCAAUGGGCGUGUGGCCAACCAGGAUAGGCCCCGGGAAGGACCUGGCUGCAACCAUGUGCCCCUCACCAUCCCAGCCUGGAACAUCUGA